This is a messenger RNA of Paramecium octaurelia, 409 nucleotides long. Lineage: Eukaryota; Ciliophora; Oligohymenophorea; Peniculida; Parameciidae. The record is from the annotation of a GenBank genome assembly.
AGAAAAGACUUACAUGUAUGAUUAAGAAUAAGAUUUUAUGAAUGAAAUCUAAUGGGAUAAGAAUUCUUAAGAACAAAAGCAAUUUAUUACAUAUUGUGAUUGAAGGAAAUGAAAUGAAUACAUUAUGUAAGAAAUAAUAAGAAGCCAUUGAUUAUUGGUAGAAAUAGAAUCCAAAACCAUUAUAUAUUAAAUGGAAUUAGGCAUUAAGGGAUACCGAGAUUGUAGAUUUCUACUCAAACGUUGCUAGGGAGAACAGAUAAUUAUUGCAUUCUUUUAUGAUGGAAAUCCUUAAACUUAGGCUUUAAAAUUAUCACAAAAACUAAUAAAGCAAAUAUUAGGUUUAAGGAAAUUAUUUUAAAGAAUAUGUUUGAUGAAUGACUUUGCAUACAAUCUCUAUUCUAAACUUGAC